This is a messenger RNA of Amaranthus tricolor (Joseph's coat), 994 nucleotides long. Its product is annotated as polyadenylate-binding protein 2. Lineage: Eukaryota; Viridiplantae; Streptophyta; Magnoliopsida; Caryophyllales; Amaranthaceae. The coding region runs from base 107 to 769 and encodes 220 amino acids. The record is from RefSeq and is a predicted model, not a curated record. The transcript is spliced from 6 exons. Gene Ontology annotation, molecular function: RNA binding.
CUAAUAAAAAGUGUUUCGAGACAUAAAUCCAUCUACUAUUCUUUACUUCUACUUCGUACCUUUUUUCGUCGCUUUCACAAACCUACUGGAGAAAAAUUCGGAAGCAAUGGAUGAAGAAGAGCACGAGGUUUAUGGGGGAGAUAUUCCCGUUGAAGGAGAUUUGGAUGCAGAUUUGGAAGCUCACAAUCCCGAUGUUGAUAUGUCCGCCGCUGAUGAAGAUGCCGUCAAGGAGCUUGAUGAUAUGAAAAAGAGACUGAAGGAAAUGGAAGAAGAAGCUGCUGCUCUUCGUGAAAUGCAAGCUAAAGUUGAGAAGGAAAUGGGUGCAGUUCAAGAUCCUGCUACUGCUGCUGAAUUGGCAAACAGGGAGGAGGUGGAUUCCCGGUCUGUUUUUGUUGGCAAUGUUGAUUAUGCUUGCACCCCUGAAGAAGUUCAGCAACAUUUUCAAGCUUCUGGAACAGUUAAUAGAGUGACCAUUCUGACUGACAAGUUUGGUCAGCCAAAGGGUUUUGCAUAUGUGGAAUUUGUGGAACAGGAUGCUGUCCAACAGGCUCUUCAGCUGAACGAAUCUGAAUUACAUGGCCGUCAAUUGAAGGUGCUUCCCAAGAGAACAAAUGUGCCAGGCAUGAAACAAUAUAGGGGGAGGCGUUUUGAUCCUUAUAUGGGCUUUCGUUCCCGCAGACCGUUUCCUCCACCGUAUUUCUAUAACCCAUAUGGGUAUGGGAAGGCUCCUAGAUUCAGAAGGCCAACCCGUUACAUGCCAUAUUACUAGGAAGAGGCCUAUCUGCUAUAAGGAUAUGUUAUGUUGUACUAUUAGAUAUUGAAAUUGUCUUAUGGUUUCUGGUUGGUAACGUUAACUUACUGUUUCUUCUGUGCGCAUUUAGAUGUAUAACAAAUUUUCUGAAAUUCGACCGUAUUUUCGAAUUAAAGCGUCACAGUUAUUUCUAUCAUGAUUGGUCAUGUCUAUACAGUAUGUUUACGAUACAUUCUUCUAUCA